This is a messenger RNA of Sebastes umbrosus (honeycomb rockfish), 4315 nucleotides long. RefSeq names its product translocase of outer mitochondrial membrane 34 (gene tomm34). Gene Ontology annotation, molecular function: heat shock protein binding. Bases 228 to 1160 code for a protein of 310 amino acids. The transcript has 9 exons. Gene Ontology annotation, cellular component: cytosol; mitochondrion. NCBI's taxonomy places the organism in Eukaryota, Metazoa, Chordata, Actinopteri, Perciformes, Sebastidae. The record is from RefSeq and is a predicted model, not a curated record.
CAGUACAGUCCGACCCUCCAGUACUACUCGAACCCGCAGCCUACCUCAGCCUCCGCCCGGGUCAGACCACCACAACAUCAGCACACAGAGGAAUGUCAGUAUUAACGACGGGCUCCAGGUGCCGGUAGUCGUUUGUGUCGUGAAGAGAAGGACCUCCUCGGUGUGUUGCUCUCAGUGUGAGACCAGAGCCCAGAGCCCCGGCAGCCGGUAACAGUUAAAAAGCAGAGAUGCCUCAGAAACACAGGCCCAAGUCCUGGACGGAGCUGAAACAAACCGGGAAUGAGUGUUUCAAGACGGGCCAGUAUGGAGAGGCCACCAAUCUCUACAGCCAGGCCAUCAAAGAGCUGGAGAAGUCCAAUAAAAAGAACCCAGAGGAUUUGGGCAUUUUGCACUCGAACCGUGCGGCCAGCUACCUGAAAGAGGGCAACUGUGGGGAAUGUGUGAAAGACUGCAAUAUGUCUCUGGAGUUGUUGCCGUACAAUGUGAAGUCCCUCCUUCGUCGUGCUGCUGCCUACGAAGCUGUGGAGCGUUACAGGCAGGCUUACGUAGACUACAAGACGGCUCUGCAGAUCGACUGCAACAUAGCAGCUGCUCACGACGGCACCAACAGGAUGACAAAGGCGCUCACAGAGGCAGACGGUCCGUCAUGGAGAGAAAAGCUUCCUCCAAUCCCCACCGUCCCUCUGUCUGUUAGAGAGAAACUAGCCCAGAAAGCUACCAUGAGCGCUGCACAGCCAAACCCUACACCCAAACAGAACGGCACCAGACAAACAAACAAACCUGCUCCUAAUGAUAAAGACAUGAAGAAAGGCCUCGUCCUGAAAGAAGAAGGUAACGCCCUGGUGAAGAAAGGAGAGCACAAGAAGGCCAUAGAGAAGUACAGCCAGAGCCUCAAACACGACCCCACUGAGAUCACAACCUACACCAACCGGGCGCUGUGUUACCUGUCAGUGAAGCAGUACAGAGACGCCGUCAGAGACUGUGACGAGGCUCUGGUGAUUGACAGCAGCAACAUCAAGGCUCUCUACAGGAGGGCUCAGGCUCACUCACAGCUCAAGGACAUCAAAUCCUGUGAGGACGACCUGAACACCCUGCUCCAAGUGGAACCAAAGAACUCGGCCGCCCUGAAGAUGCUGCAGGAGGUGCAGAGGAAGAAGUGACGACGCACAUCGGGGGACUCUGGAGAUGGCGGUAAGAAUCUGUCACUGCACUGCGUAGAGAAAGGAGAGGAAGACAAAGCACUUACGUUUUGUUGAAGAGUCGGGCGACGGAAAAAACAGCCGAGCAGUGACACGAUUCCGCCUCUUUAAGUCAAACCUGUGUUUCCCAAAAAGCUUCGUUCACACCAAACGCGUGUUUGAUCCGUUUACUCUCGGCGGAACAAACACGAGCUUGGUCAUCGAGACGCUUCUGGAAAACGCAGCUCCGGUUGAUGAGAACUGAGGGUGUUUCAGGAAGAAGCCUUGGCAACGUUUGUAUUCUACCAGUUUUUAGUGGCACUGAGUAUUUAUGGUUAUUUAUAUAGGAGCUGAAAUUAUCGACACGCAUCAUAAUUCUAACUGAGAAUAAGCCUUUACCGUCAUCAUCUGUAAACGUUCAGCAGGUAAUCGGCAUCAUUUGGACCUCCUGUUGGACGCCAAAACUUAAAUGUUCAAAAGUCCACUUACUAGCUUUUUUUCUAAGCUCUCCCACAUCUGGUCCUUUUUCUUCAUCAUCAGGUUGAACAUUCACAUCCAACACCAAAGAUCAUCUUUUCAAAAGAGGUAUCGCAUGACGUCAGGUCACAUGAUCCUGUUCUAUUCGCUGAUGAAGUUUGAGGCAUCAAGAUGUUCUGACAUUAGAAAAGCUUCUAGUAACUGAAAGAAAAUCAAUCAAUUGCAGCUGGUUAGGUUCAGGUAGGAGUGGGUGAUGGAGAUAAAAGGUAUAAUGUACAGCAAGCCGGUCGCCGUGAAAUAAAUCCUGACAGGGCGAAGCGAACGCGGAAGGGGUUUAAUUCACAACAAUGACCCGCUAGCUGUACGUUAUCACGCUUAUUACACGGCUACUUACUGAAGAAAUCAAUAAUUUGACACAAAAAUUGUUCUCCAGAGUCCGAGAUCAGAACUGCGCCCAUAGCAACGGUCAGCUGUACAUAGCAACGGUCUGCUGUACAUAGCAACGGUCUGCUUUAAAGAAAUAACAGACCGCAGAACGCCGUGAUUGACCAUUCAGAAUCGAGUAUUCAACAAAAAACGUGUAAUAAUGGCCUAAUGCAACCAGAGAAAUCAAAAGCACAGCAAAAUUUCGAACAAUUGACACAUUGAAGCCUCGGUUAUGCUUUCUGCAUGUACGAGCCCAUGGACAUAAGCUGAUGUGACGAGGAAGCGUUUGGAUCUUUUAUACUCCAUCCGGGCUCCUCAAAGUUCUCCAUUGAUCUCCGCCCAUCCUCGUCCGUGUAGUUAGAAAAAUAUUCGAUGUGCACUGACAGGUGAAAAGCCCGCUGCACGGAAACCCCUUUGUGAAGGUCCGUGUCAAAAUAACAUUACCAUCAUAAUAUCCUGGAAACUUAAGGUAAUGUUUUCAAAUGCUAGUUUUGUCUGACAUAUGGUCCCAAACUCAGAGAUAUCAAUUUUAGUAUCGCAUGAAACAAAGACAAGUUACAUUUGAGAAGCUGUAAUCGGAGAAUCCUGCAGAUUUUUGCUUGAAAAACUGUAACUGACUUAUUAUCAAAAUAUUAUUUUUUUUGUCAAUCGACUUGAUCCUUGCAGCUCCACCCCCGUUGUUUACAAUUUAAAGUCCAUGUUGAGGCCCACUUAAAAAUCCAACCACCUUGUAAAGGUUUAUUCUGUAUUUGAAUUACAAGUAAAACAACCAUCUUUAACAUAAUGUUCUACUCUCAGGUAGUUCACUUAUUUAUCCUAUAUUUUGUUUUCUGAGGCUUUUCGAUUACGUGUGAAUGUUUGUUUCUCAGUGGAUUCAUAUUCAUGAUGUUCAUGCCGUGUUCACGGCACGUGUGAUGGAUUGUAGAGUUUACCAUAUUUCUAGUGUUUUCACAACUCUGGAUAAAUACAGAGUUGGUUGUUUUAGGGUUCUCAAUACUAUGCCAUGGCAAUAUAGCACGAUAUAUAUAUAUUACAUUUGUGUUUAAAGGGACAGUUCACCCCCAUACAUAUUUAUUUUACCUGUAGUGCAAUUCGUCGGUCUAGAUUGUUGGAGAUAUCGGCCAUAUAGCUAUAGUACUGUAUAAACUAUUAAAACGAGCCUCUUGUCCAUGAAUAGAUGGCACGCUUCCUACUGCGUGGUGUAGUUUGGUAGAAAUAAAAUAGUCCUACAUGAAACCGCUCACAACAAGGUCUGUGGAUUAUCUUGAGUAACCGGGUCAUGAUUUCUGGAAACAGACAUUGCUGGCGCUUUGAGUGCCAUUUAGUUCCUUUAUAUUGUAGAGAAGGCCGACGUCUCUACAGCCGACAUCUGCAACACUCACAGCUAAACAAUCUAGAUUGAUAAAGAGCACUACAGGGAAGAGGGAAAAUAUGUAUUCUUGAUUUUGGGGUGAACACUCACUUUAAGCGUCCAUACUUCCUUUCAUUUCCAUGCACAAAGUCAAACUGGUAGUUACGAUAAUUCCAAUACGACGUGAACGUAGCAUUGCGUAUUUUGUACGUCUGUUUCGAAGCUUCGCCCUCCCAACAUAUUGGUGAGGUUUGGUCACGACGACCCCAUCCUCAAAUCCAGAACCUGUUAGAUACAAAAGGAAAUGUUCUUACCUUCUCUCCUGCCUCGUUCCAUGUGUGUCACUCCACUGAGAGUUAUAUUUAUGUUUAUUAAUUUUAGGAUCAGAGCGUCGCUUUGUUCCCCUCUCUGUUUGAAAGACAAAUAUGUGAGCCAAGUAAAACUAUCCGCAAACUCCUCGUCAUAUACAAAGUACUGUCUCAUUUUGUUUUCCAUUUCAUCGUAUUAUUAUGAAACAAGCAAAAUGUCUCAUCGGUGAUCCCGCUGUAGCUUGGCAAUCUCCAUCCUGCCUGAAGUGCCUGUCUUCAUCCUCCGUCUGCUGCUCUGCAUUAGUUUUCUAGCUUAAAUGGAAAGUGUCAUCUCCAGUUACGUGUCUCAUGCAAGGAAAGUUUGUGAAACACAUCUACGCUUAUUCAUGUCUGCACAGAGUUGAGCCAAGAAGCUGCGCAGUUCGAUCACAGCCUGACAUUCAUUAUUGGAAACGGAACUGUUUUAUCUCACUUUUAUCACAUUUCUGCUGUUUUUUGUAAUUUGCUACUUUUGUUUCUGUCGACCUGCUUCUGUUUUAACUGCAAAUAAACUUAAGAACUGAACAGACCCUGAA